AUUCUUGAAAAUUAUGGUAAAAUUGGAUAUUCCAGGUCACACUAAGGUCAAAGUUGCCAUUUGAACUGUUGAGGGCUUGAAGCGGUAGAAAACAACUGAUGCAAGAGCAGAAACGAGGAAGGUGAAGUCUGUGUGUUCAGUUUCACACUUUUUCCCUUUCCUUUUCUCAGUUACUCUUAAUUUUCACAAAUAUCUAUAAUAUUCUGCACCUUUUCUUCAACAAAAUUUCCCAGCAAACAUAUUAAACAAAUCCCAAAUCCAAAACUCUAAUCCUCCAUAUCUCCAUUUCUUCAAAUUCUCUUCUCAUUCAUCAGUUUAGGUAUAAUCAUUCAUUGGAAGUUCUGUUAGGCUGAGCUUCGUGACCGUGAUCAAGUUUUGAUUGCUCAAAUAUUUUGAAAGUUGAAGGAUAUCUGUUCUCUACGUUUUUUUUAUUGUCUUUUGUGAGGAUUGAAUUAGCAAUAUGGGUUCGCGAUUCCAAUCUCAUCAGCUGAGUAAUGGCCUUUAUGUCUCAGGCCGGCCUGAGCAGCCAAAAGAGAAGACUCCCACAAUGAGCUCUGUUGCCAUGCCAUACACUGGUGGCGACAUCAAAAAGUCUGGAGAACUCGGUAAAAUGUUUGAUAUCCCAAUGGAUGGCUCCAGGUCAAGAAAAUCAGGUCCCAUUAAUAAUACUCCUUCAAGAACAGGGUCUUUUGGUGGCUCUGCUUCUCGCUCGGGCCAACUAAAUUCUUUGAAUCGGGCGGGGUCUGGUUCUUCUGGUGGUGUUUCUGGAUUUGCAUCUUUAAAGAAGACGAAUUCUGGUCCACUUAAUAAGCAUGGAGAGCCACUGAAAAAGUCAUCUGGGCCUCAAGGUGGAGGAGCAACAGCCAUGUACCGCCAAAAUUUUGGCCCUUUUCUGAUAGAUUUUAAUCCAGUUUUCACAUAAUUGAUCCAUGUUGAAAUCAAAGAGAACAUAAUGAAAGCGGAAGCGUACCUUGAUCCAUAGAUUAAUAGUGAUUUUGAACAGGUUACAA
Messenger RNA from Olea europaea var. sylvestris, 1010 nucleotides. RefSeq lists its product as uncharacterized. The record is from RefSeq and is a predicted model, not a curated record. The transcript has 2 exons. The coding region runs from base 461 to 922 and encodes 153 amino acids. NCBI's taxonomy places the organism in Eukaryota, Viridiplantae, Streptophyta, Magnoliopsida, Lamiales, Oleaceae.